AUCAAGUCAUCAAAAAAUUUACAAAAAGUUUACAUUUAAAACAAAAUGUUUAUUGUGGAUAAUAAGUAGAUAAAAUUUUUGAAAAAAAUCAAAAUGGUUGUCGAUUCGUAUUUUCGCGCGUAUGACACUUUUUGAACGCGAUCCAUGUCACGUGACACCACCGCUGCCUACCAGAGCGAGAUAGCAUAAGCUACAACGCGCGCAUCGGACAAAGACCAGUAUAUUCCGUCAACUCAUACAUUCAAGAGUAUUGAUGGAAAGCUGCUCCGCCAUUUUCAAGUUGCCAAUGAAGAUUAUUAGAAAUUCGAUGCUGAUUGAUUGACUAGUGCUAUAUUAGUUUAAUGGUGUUAUACCAUUAAUGGAUCCGUAGUUAAGCGGCACUGAGCAGCAAAACACCGCACCUCCGGCAUCCAAUUCCUCGACCAGACCACAUGGAGACCUACCCCAGCCAACCAACGUAUCUGAUCGGCAAUCUCACUACCAAGUGCAGGGUACUUGGUACCUACCAGCGCGCCCACCACGCUAGUUGGAACACCAAUAUGCUCUUAAAAAUCGAGAACGAACUAUUGCAAAGCCAUAGACAAAGAGAGACGACCGGCAUAAAGAAGUUAUACAACUCGUUCUUCGUUCUAUUUUAA
Molecule: messenger RNA, 638 nt
Organism: Bicyclus anynana (squinting bush brown)
Lineage: Eukaryota; Metazoa; Arthropoda; Insecta; Lepidoptera; Nymphalidae
Exons: 3
Coding region: 432-638 (68 amino acids)
Source: RefSeq, a predicted model, not a curated record